AUGCAAUUUUCCAUGGCGGCGAAGCUGGACUACGUUGCCGGAACGUAUGGCGGACGACGUCGGCCGGCUCGAUUUCUGUGCCUUUUCCUGAAGCUCCUUCAGAUUCAGCCGGAGGAGGACGUUGUGCUGGAGUACAUCAAGCAGCCAGAGCUCAAGUACUUGCGAGCUCUCGGCUGCGCGUAUCUCCGCAUCACAGCCAGGUAUCCGACCAUCUUCCAGACCUUCGAGCCCCUGUUCGCCGACUAUCGAAAGCUGCGAUAUCGGGACAUGUACGGCAAGAUUUCCAUCAUUCACAUGGACGAGUUCGUAGACUGGCUGCUGCGUGAAGAGACCGUCUGCGACGUCACAAUGCCGCAGAUGCCGAAAAGGGAGAUUCUCGAGCAGACGGGAAUGCUGCCGCCCUACCAAAGUGUGUUAGAAGACGACCUGGAAGACUUAGAGGAUCUUGAAAGAUCUUUGCAGGAGCUCCAGGGCGCCAAGGACGCCAAGGACGCGGCCGGCAAGAAAGAGGAGGAGAAGCCGGCGGAGGAAGUGGUGCCACCAGCGGCCUCCAGCUCCCAAGUGGCUGAGCCAAGUAAGCCCAGGAAGGACCGAAGGGAGGAAGACGAUGCUUCCCGCGACGAUGGGCGUGGAGAUCGUGACCGCGAUGACCGCAGAGACCGGCGCGAUGAUGCGAGGAGAGACCGCGACCGGGAUCGUAGAGAUCGCAGGGACCGGGAGGAGGAAGCUGCCAAGAGGAAGCGUCACGAGGAUCGUGAAGAUCGAGAGGAACGAAGGGAAAAGCGUGACAAGAAGGACAAGGCCAACAGAGGAGAUGACGACAGGGCGAAGAAAGACAAGGCCAACAGAGGCGAUGACGACAGGGCGAAGAAAGACAAGGCGAAGACCAAGGAUGACGAGAGGAAGAGCAAGAAGACCAAGUACGCCAAUAAGGCUGACGAGGAGCGGGCCAGCGGCCAUGCCAAGAAAGACAAGGACGGCUUGUCUGUGGAAGAGUGGAACGAGAUCCGCAAGGAAAUGGGCCUGAAGCCACUCAAGUGA
This is a messenger RNA of Symbiodinium natans, 1041 nucleotides long. The record is from the annotation of a GenBank genome assembly. Lineage: Eukaryota; Dinophyceae; Suessiales; Symbiodiniaceae.